CAGAAGCCGCCGGGCAGCGGCCCCCGAGGGUGCUCCCGCUGUAUCCCCGCGGGGGGGGAGCGGCUCCCCCGCGCUCAGGACCGCCCCGGGACCGGGGUGAGGAAGGUCGCCCCGGCCCCACUCCCUCCCUGCCUGCCUUGCCUUCCUCGGUGGCGCCCGCCGCCGCCUGCCCGCCGCAUCCUCCCGCCGCGCCCGCCGCCCAGGCCCCGCGUCCCGGCCUGCUCCGCCCCGUCCCCGCCCCGCUCCCUCCCACGGCGCGGUGGAUCCGCUUCCCGUCGGAGCCCCGCGGGCCUCGGCUGCCGAUGAGUUUCCGGGUCGGCGGCCUGAACUUGUGUUGCCGCCGCCGGUUGUUGACCGCGGGCGGAGAAGGAGGGAGCAAGCCGAGGCUGCGGGCCGGGCCGGGAGCAGGAGGCGCGGCUGGCGGGCGGGGAGGCGCCGAGGCGGAGCGGCCGCCCGGGCCCACGGAGCGCCGCCGGCAGCAGCUGUCAGCGCCGCCGCCGAACAAAGGGGUAGCGAGCGGGCGGCAGCCGCAGCGCCGUGCCCGCGCCGGGGGCCCCGGCGAGCUGAGUGACAGCCCCGGCUGUCCGUGAGGCUCCCACUGGAGCGGGCACUCCAGAGGGCGCCGUACCCGGAGUGGAGCGGGAGAGAGGAGCGGCCGCUGGGCACAUGGAAGCUCUGAGUGGCGGGCGCGGAGGCGCCGGGAAGGGCCGGGGAGAGCCCCUGUGAGGAGUCGGGAACAUGAAGUAAAGAGCAGUAAAGAGAGUGACAAGCUUUACAGACUACAGAAGAACAUGGGAACAAGACAAUUGGUGGAAGAGAGGCAAUUUUGGGAGGAAGUUUCCUUUUAUUUGUUGUUGCAGUGAAGUAGAGAGGAGUAAAAAGAAGCAAGGUCUGCAUAUGUGACACUUCGAACAUUGCCAGAGCUGUGAAGCAUGUUACAGAACCGUACAACAAGUGGAUGAAGGGGAAAGGAAGUGCCAUUGAUAGCUAGGAUAGCAACAUGGGAAACACAACCACCAAAUUCCGCAAAGCUCUUAUAAAUGGAGAUGAAAACUUGGCCUGCCAAAUCUAUGAGAGCAACCCUCAACUAAAAGAAACUCUUGACCCAAAUACUUCUUAUGGAGAAACGUACCAGCACAAUACUCCGCUCCAUUAUGCUGCUAGGCAUGGAAUGAAUCGUAUCCUGGGAACUUUCCUUUUUGUUCGAGACGGUAACCCAAAUAAAAGGAACGUGCACAAUGAGACAUCUAUGCACUUACUGUGUAUGGGACCUCAGAUCAUGAUCUCAGAGGGAGCUCUUCAUCCUCGCCUGACACGACCCUCGGAAGAUGACUGCAGAAGAGCUGAUUGUCUGCAGAUGAUCCUGAAGUGGAAGGGAGCAAAGCUGGAUGAAGGGCAAUAUGAACGAGCAGCCAUUGAUGCUGUUGAUAACAAAAAAAAUACACCUUUGCACUAUGCUGCUGCCUCAGGGAUGAAAACCUGUGUUGAGCUUCUGGUAAAACAUGGUGGAGAUUUGUUUGCAGAAAAUGAAAAUAAAGAUACCCCAUGUGACUGUGCAGAGAAACAGCACCACAAAGAGCUGGCUCUUAACCUGGAAUCUCGAAUGGUAUUUUCACGUGAUCCUGAAGCUGAAAGCAUUGAAGCUGAGUAUGCUGCUUUAGACAAAAAAGAGCCAUAUGAGGGGCUAAGACUUCAAGACCUGCGAAGGCUUAAGGACAUGCUGAUCGUGGAAUCUGCUGACAUGCUUCAAGCCCCGCUCUUUACUGCAGAAGCCCUACUUCGGGCACAUGACUGGGACAGGGAGAAGUUACUUGAAGCCUGGAUGUGUAACCCGGAGAACUGCUGCCAGCGUUCAGGGGUUCAGAUGCCAACCCCCCCUCCGAGCGGAUACAACGCGUGGGACACGCUCCCUUCUCCACGAACCCCACGCACUACUCGCUCUUCUGUCACUUCCCCUGAUGAAAUCAGCCCCUCACCAGGAGACAUGGAGACAGCUGUGUGUGACAUUUGCAUGUGUAAUAUUUCUGUGUUUGAAGACCCAGUGGAUAUGCCUUGUGGACAUGACUUCUGCAGAGCUUGCUGGGAGGCAUUUUUGAAUCUGAAAAUUCAGGAGGGUGAAGCUCACAACAUUUUUUGCCCAGCAUAUGAUUGUUUCCAGCUUGUGCCUGUAGACAUCAUAGAAAGUGUGGUUUCCAAGGAGAUGGACAAGCGAUACCUUCAAUUUGACAUUAAGGCCUUUGUUGAAAAUAAUCCUGCUAUUAAAUGGUGUCCUAUACCUGGCUGUGAAAGAGCAGUAAGGCUAACAAGACAAGGGACAAAUUCAACAGGGUCAGAUACUCUUAGCUUCCCUAUGCUAAAAGCCCCUGCAGUAGACUGUGGGAAAGGACAUCUCUUCUGCUGGGAAUGUCUUGGUGAAGCACAUGAACCCUGUGACUGCCAGACCUGGAAGGACUGGCUACAGAAAAUAUCUGAAAUGAAACCAGAAGAACUUGUGGGAGUGAGUGAGGCCUAUGAGGACGCUGCCAACUGCCUGUGGUUACUGACCAACUCCAAACCUUGCGCCAACUGCAAGUCCCCGAUCCAGAAGAAUGAGGGCUGCAACCACAUGCAGUGUGCAAAGUGCAAAUAUGACUUUUGCUGGAUAUGCUUAGAAGAAUGGAAGAAGCACAGCUCUUCCACUGGAGGCUACUACAGAUGCACUCGCUAUGAAGUUAUUCAGCAUGUAGAGGAGCAGUCCAAGGAGAUGACAGUAGAGGCUGAAAAGAAGCAUAGAAGAUUUCAAGAGCUUGAUAGGUUUAUGCACUAUUAUACAAGAUUUAAGAACCAUGAACUUAGCUACCAGUUAGAACAGCGCCUUCUAAAAACAGCCAAAGAAAAGAUGGAGCAGUUGAGUAGAGCUCUAAGUGGAACUGAGGGAGGCUGUCCUGAUACCACAUUCAUUGAAGAUGCAGUGCAAGAGCUUCUGAAAACUCGCCGCAUUCUUAAGUGUUCUUAUCCAUAUGGAUUCUUUUUGGAGCCUAAAAGCACAAAGAAGGAAAUAUUUGAACUUAUGCAGACAGACCUAGAAAUGGUCACUGAAGACCUUGCACAGAAAGUGAACAGGCCUUACCUCCGGACACCUCGCCAUAAGAUCAUCCGCGCAGCUUGUCUGGUGCAGCAGAAGCGACAGGAGUUCCUGGCCUCUGUGGCCCGGGGGGUGGCUCCUGCAGACUCUCCAGAAGCACCCAGGCGCAGCUUUGCUGGUGGAACAUGGGAUUGGGAGUAUUUAGGAUUUGCAUCCCCCGAGGAAUAUGCUGAAUUUCAGUAUCGGAGGAGGCACAGACAGCGUCGACGCGGAGACAUGCACAGUCUGCUGAGUAAUACUCCAGACCCUGACGACCCCAGUGAGAGUACAUUAGACACUCAGGAAGGUGGCAGCAGUAGAAGACAUGGCACCUCCAUGGUGAGUUCAGCUUCUAUGGGUAUUCUGCACAGCUCUUCGCUUCAUGACUAUACCCCUGUCAGUCGCUCUGAAAACCAGGAUUCUCUUCAGGCUCUGAGUUCUCUGGAUGAAGAUGACCCAAACAUCCUGCUAGCUAUUCAGCUGUCAUUACAAGAAUCUGGCUUGGCCAUAGAUGAAGAAACUAGAGACUUUCUAAAUAAUGAGGCAUCUUUAGGAGCAAUAGGUACCUCUUUGCCUACAAGACUGGACUCUGCUCCCAUAAGUAUAGACAACCCAAGGGGUGCUUUGAGCAGCUCUGAGCUUCUAGAACUUGGUGACAGUCUGAUGAGACUGGGUGCAGGCAAUGAUCCCUUCUCAGCUGAUCGUCUUCAUUCCCACCCCUGCAGCGAGACAAGAAGUGGAUUAUACUCAACUUCAAGCGAUGCUGAUUCCAGCAGUCAAGAUCCCAAUACCAGUGAAAAUCUGCUUGGAAAUAUUAUGGCCUGGUUUCAUGACAUGAACCCACAGAGUAUUGCCCUGAUCCCUUCAACAAGUACAGAAACAGACGAGGAGUCACAGCAACCCAGCACUGAAGAUGGGUCAGCAGGGCAACCAAACCUUACAGACACAGGGCUGGAGCCUCAGGAAGAGCAUGCACUGUUUGAGGAUGCACUCAAAAACGAAGGCAGAGGAACCCAAACAGAGGAAAGCACUUCUGAAGAAAACAUUAUUCCAAGUGAAACAGUAUCACAAAUCGGUGAUAAUAACAGGGAGGUAACAAGCACCCUAAAUACUUCAGGAGAUAGUUCAAGUCAGACUCCUCAAACCUCAAGUGAAUGGACUGAACAUGUUCAUCUGGUAUGAAUAAAAACUAAAUCUGGAGUAAAAGAAUGGCGGUGACAGAUGGUACAGUAUGUGGAGUAAGCAUUAUGGAGGCUUUGAUCCACAUAAUUGCAGCUCAGUUGUAACCACUGACAUAACAACGGAUAUUUAGGAGUUCUCUUGAAUUGUAGUUCUUCAUAAUGAUGUGAACCUUUCAAGGAAUAUCCUUUGCAUUUAAUUAGGUAGUAUUUGCCUUUUUGCUCUCAAGAGAAAGGAAUAACUAGGUUGUACUCCACAUUCCUAAUACAAUGCAGCAUCUGUUUAGCCUUAGGUUGAUGAUCCUUAACUUGAAAGUACGGAUUAAAGGCUUACACUGAUUAUUUUGUUUGGUUUUCCUAAGAAAUAGUUUAUUCCAUUUUUUAGAACUCAUAAUUUCACCAAAAUAACAUCUAGCAGUUCAUUUGCAUUUUGGUUUUGUUUUCCAUAACUUUUCCUUACUCAUUUUUCAUUUUCGUUAGCAGUGUGAACGGAGGUAUUUAAUGCUUCUCUGUAGUACUGCUCCAGGAACAAGUUUUAGGGGAUAUUCUUUCCCUUUAAAAUCAAAGAUUUUUUCAUGUCUAUUUACAGUCCAAAUGUGCCAAACUGUGAAAAGUUAACUGGCAGUAGCCUAACGGAACAGUGCAGUGCUACUCUAUCCAACUAAUCCCACAAUUCUUAGCAAUGGAAGAAACCACUGGGUAGCAUUGCUUCUCCAAAUUUAACUGGCAUAUGUUGCCAUGGUGACUGCAUUUAAUUAAAUGUAGCCUGUAUCUUAAGUUAAUAAAACCUAAUGCUGCUGUUAAACAGUUAUUUUAAAUAUUAAAAUACAGUGAGUUAGCAACAGCUAUGCUGUAUUUUAAGAGACACUUUAAUGGAAGUGCAAUCAUAGUUCUUUGUUUUCAUAAUUCUACAAAGCAUUUUAUGCACUAAUAGUGCAAUUACUUUUAAUUAUAACAUUUUAUAAAAAUAUAGGAAUACAGAAUUUUCAUAUACUAGUCAGUCCCACAAUUAAAGGUUCAGAUAACACAUCCUGCUCAACAUGUUACGGUGCCUUUGCCUAACCCAACUGGAUAGUUGCCACAGUUAAACAAGUAAUUCAAAUUCAGUGUUUGUUCUGGAGUAACUAUGCUAUUAAUUGCAAAGACCUCCAUAAAACCACCCAUGGCCUUGCCUUUACAGUAAAUAACUAAACGUUCAGUCAGUGUUUUUGCAUAUACAAAACACUACUAGGUAUUUGUUCAAUUGCACAAUAUUCAUUUGCUGUGUGAUUACUGUUUAGUGUAAGAAAAAAAUAAAAUUUUAAAAAAACACAAAAAAACCUUUUCCUAGUUGUUGUACCGUGAAAAACAAAAAUACUGGUUUUAGAUUUGCUUAAAAGCAUCAAUCUACAGUUAGUGAGAUACAAUGGUACAGUAUGUAAUUACAACUAGAAUAAGUUGUUCAAAUGGCUGUUUUAAUUACAUAUAAUCAAAACUUUUCAUAACAUGAGCAAAUUACAUACACUCCAUUUUAAGUUUUGCUUAACUGUUACCAGAGAUUUGUUGAUAUGAUAUAAAAAUUUAUUACUACUGAGUGUGUAUAGGCAAGUGUCAUGAUAGCAAAGUUUAUGUAUUGAUUACUGUGAGUUCAAGUGAGUGUUUUGGUAACUAAUUCAUGCAAAUCCAGCUUUGGAACCUUGCAGUUACAAGGUUCAUAUUAGUAAAAAAUGAAAUAAGAAUAUUUUACCCUUACCCCAUAAAAACCUUGUCCAUUUUCAAGCAUCUUUAGAGAGAAGGAAUUAGAAUAGUCUAAAUAAUUUUCCAACUUCUCCUAUAGCCACCCUACUCCUGACACAAUAUUGAGCCUUUGAAAAAUACCUAUAGGUAUAAAAUCCUUCAACUAAAACGGUCCUUCACGAACUGUCAUCAUGAAUUGGUCUGAAAGUUGUUUAACUCACAUAGCUUCCUUGAAUGGUAAUUUCUGAAUAGAAAGAUUCUCUCAAAAAGAUUGUGUAUUGCAUUGAGAUGUAUUGCAAAGUUACAGUAAGAUAUGUAAGAGUGCUCUCUGUGAAGAUAGUGAAGUUUGUGGGUUCUGGUUUUAUGUAAUUUGGUUAGGUUGUGCAGUAUAUCCAUUGUUUCCGUGUUACUCUUAUGAGCAUGAAAUUAGACUAUUAAAUUUGUAUUUUCUUGGUACUUAUUUUAACACCAUAGUCAUUGACUUUACAAUUCAAAAAUAAAAGUUUGGCAAGACUAUUUUGUAAACCUGUUAAUUUUAUAAUGUAAAAAAAUUACUCUAACCUUGAAUUGUUAUUUGCACUUUCAUAGUCUAUACUUGAUACAUUCCCACUUUAUAUACAGGUAGGAUACUACAACCAUGUAGAUGUUUGGCCAAAUGAAUGCUGUUAAUAAUAUGUAAAAUUCUUUGAUUAAACAUUUAUUACUUAAACUAA
Messenger RNA from Motacilla alba alba, 6710 nucleotides. RefSeq names its product ankyrin repeat and IBR domain containing 1 (gene ANKIB1). Gene Ontology annotation, molecular function: ubiquitin conjugating enzyme binding; zinc ion binding; ubiquitin protein ligase activity. The transcript has 21 exons. Gene Ontology annotation, biological process: ubiquitin-dependent protein catabolic process; protein polyubiquitination; positive regulation of proteasomal ubiquitin-dependent protein catabolic process. Gene Ontology annotation, cellular component: ubiquitin ligase complex; cytoplasm. Bases 1001 to 4285 code for a protein of 1094 amino acids. The record is from RefSeq and is a predicted model, not a curated record. Lineage: Eukaryota; Metazoa; Chordata; Aves; Passeriformes; Motacillidae.